AUGGCUGGUCUCGAACAGAUCGAGGUUCAUUCCAGGAACUACCUCGUGCGCUGGGUCAACGUCAAGCAAGAGCAUACAAUCUCGUGGACAGUUCAGCCUCACAAGAAGUCGCUUAAUCUCGGCCUGUUCAAGCACCCCGGACCUCUGUCGACCCUGCACGGCUCCUCCACCUCCUUGAAUCCACCCUCACCUACCCACCCACCGGACGACGAAGAGAAGGAAAAGCCCGAAGCACAGUCGACCGCUGUCGAGAAGUUGACCGGUAUCGGCCUGAAACAAGUCAAGUGGAUAGGCAAAUGUGAGGCCGACAAGGUGACUCAAGGCAAACAUGACGUGCGCCUCGGCGAAGCAGGGAACUAUGCUCUGGUAUUCGACAAUACCUUCUCCAAGAGCAUUUCAAAGACAGCAACCAUCUUCCUGCUCACCUACCCGACAGCGUGUCAACCGCAAAUACAGUUUGGUGCGCAAUUACAGCACCCGCAGUCGAUGGCCUCCGCCAUGGCCAUUGCGAACAAUGCCUCUACAUUGUUUAAGAGGAGUCCGAAAUUGAAGGCAAAGGAUAAAGGAUCUAUUGAUUCCCUGAGGCAAACUUCCAUCAGCCAGCAGUCUGCUGGAGGGAGCAUGGCGCCUGUCCCAGAAGGCAUGAGCCUUGUGGGGGAUCCUUCUUCAAUCCAUACUGGUGUGCUCCAAAAGCUGAGGCGCAAGAAACAUCAAGGUUAUGCCAGACGAUUCUUCUGCUUGGACUUUACGUCUUCCACCUUGUCAUACUACCGAGAUCGGAACUCUUCAGCCCUCCGCGGUGCCGUUCCUCUCUCACUGGCAGCCAUUUCAGCCAACAGCAAAACCCGUGAAAUCUCAAUUGAUUCAGGCGUUGAGCUUUGGCACCUAAAGGCAAAUAACGAGGCCGACUUUGUAGCUUGGAAGGAGGCUUUGGAAACCGCCACCAAGCUUAUGCUGGAGAUCAAAAUUCCCACAGACAAUCUGCAUCUGGGUCCGGAUGGGAACAUCGAGGGCCGCGCUUCCUCUUACUUCGACGAGCAGGAAUGGGCGAGGUUGGAGACGCUGCUCAGCCGAAUAUCGGGCACCCGAGACGCUGUACGUCGCCUCUGUCUAGAUACCCUCGCGCAGCCUGGCCCCAUGCCCUCCCCUAGACUGGGAUCAGCUUCACCAAGCACAACUCCAACCGAGGGACCUUCUGGGGAGGAUUACUUCAGGCAGGAUGACAAGCGGCCUUUUUGGAAACGCAAAACCAGUAUGACAGCCACUCAGUCAAACAUUUUUAAGCGCAGUGUUUCCGCUCAAUUGGCCGUCCCACUCCCGGGCGUGGAGCCUAUCUUGCGCAACGGGACACCUCCUCCACCGACCGGACCGAUAGCUACGCGGCCUCGCUCCCACCACGAAGAAAGCAUGUACGACCACUGCCGAGCGCUGUUACAUGAUCUGGAUUCAGUUGUUGGCGAAUUCUCUUCAGUUAUGGCCGAGGGCAAGAUUCGACGUACAACACCACCGAAGUCUGCAGUCUCCCGGCUGAGCAUCCAAUCAGUCGACUCGCAGGAAUACUUUGACGCCGAAGAUAAGAUGCACGUGCUCGACAUUCACGGCGAUACCGACCACGAGGGCUUCGAGGACAGUCCAGAGGGAGAUGAAGACUCAGCAACCAGCAGUGAUAUUGGCGAGGACUCAGAAGACGUGUUGAAGCGCCGUUCAGGGAGCGUAUCCUCAUACCUCCCUCCGAGGGCGAAAAGUCUGGUGCCGCUGCCGCUACAACCGAUAACCAGGCGGCAAAGUAUAGCAGCUCCGACGAUUAUGCCCCCAAGUUUGAUAGGGUUUCUCCGGAAGAACGUGGGCAAGGAUCUGUCUACGAUAUCCAUGCCGGUGUCAGCGAACGAACCUCUUUCCCUCCUCCAACGAGCCGCCGAACAGCUGGAGUACUCCCAAUUGCUGGACAGUGCAGGCAAGUGCCACGAUACGUUUGAGCGACUGAUGUACGUCGCUGCUUUUGCCGUCUCCUCCCUUUCGAACAGUCGUGUCAAAGAGAGGUCGAUCCGCAAACCCUUCAAUCCCAUGCUGGGCGAGACAUUUGAACUUGUCCGAGAAGACCGGGGUUUCCGCCUCAUCUCCGAAAAGGUGUCGCACCGCCCUGUACAACUUGCCUUGCAUGCCGAAUCUGAAAACUGGACAUUCACCCAGUCGCCUUUGCCGUCACAGAAAUUCUGGGGCAAAUCUUCUGAAAUUAUCAACGAGGGGAAAGCACGGUUGGUACUGCACAGCACGGGAGAAACGUAUAGCUGGGCCUCGGCGACGUGUUUCCUGCGUAACAUCAUCGCAGGAGAGAAGUACGUCGAACCUACCGGCACCAUGACGAUCUAUAACGACAGCGCCGGGCGUAAGGCAGUUGUGUCCUUCAAGGCCAAAGGCAUGUUCUCUGGGCGAAGUGAAGAAGUGGAAGUGCAAACUAUCGAUUCUCAAGGCCAGGACUUGUCGAUUGGGCUCCACGGGACAUGGACAGACUCGUUGCAAUUAAAAGAACCGGGGAAACUUGGCCAAAGGAACACCAUUUGGUCGGCCGGCGCGCUGGUCCCGAAUGCACCGAAGCAUUACGGCAUGACCCUGUUUGCAGCUCAACUCAACGAGAUGACCGAGGUCGAGGAGGGAAAGAUAGCGCCCACAGACAGCCGCCUUCGUCCCGAUCAGAUCGCUCUCGAGAAGGGCGACCACGAGGCCGCAGAGCAGCUGAAGAAUCAACUUGAAGAAGCACAGCGGGCGCGCAGGAGGGAGAUGGAGGCAAACAAUAAGGAAUGGAAACCUCGAUGGUUCACCAAGGUGGAACUCGGCGACGAGGUUGUCUGGAAGCUAAGGACGGGAAAGGAAGGGUACUGGGAGGAGCGGGCAAGGGGGGAGUGGACUGGAGUCGUGCCCGUGCUCCAGACGUAG
Molecule: messenger RNA, 2934 nt
Organism: Cladophialophora yegresii CBS 114405
Lineage: Eukaryota; Fungi; Ascomycota; Eurotiomycetes; Chaetothyriales; Herpotrichiellaceae
Exons: 2
Coding region: 1-2934 (977 amino acids)
Biological process (GO): piecemeal microautophagy of the nucleus; endocytosis; ER to Golgi ceramide transport
Cellular component (GO): plasma membrane; intracellular membrane-bounded organelle; perinuclear endoplasmic reticulum
Molecular function (GO): sterol binding
Source: RefSeq, a predicted model, not a curated record